AUGCCAGAUGGCCAGUCCCUGUCCUGCCCCUGGGUGAUGCUCGGUGGCCAAGCUGUGUGUGCUCUGAGUCUUGGGACGGUGUCUGGCUCUUCUGACUCAGCAGUGGGCGUCAGGAACCUCUCCAAAGCUUAUGAGGAGGCUGCCCCCCUGUGCCAGAGAGAGGAGUUGAGGCUGAGCAGCUGUCUUGUGGACCGCCUCCGAUGCUACUAUAAGAGAGACUGUGGCGGCCAGUACAUGUUGAUGAAACUCAUAUGCUCAGUGAGCUCUAAUCGGAGCUUGACUGGCCACCAUGACUACCCGGAGUGUGGAGACGGUGGUGGGUCGGAGUCAAACAGCCUGCUGGUGUCCCCGCUGGUGGUGGCCGGUAUUGUCAUCGGCCUCGUGCUGCUGCUCUCCUGUGUCACCAUCAUCGUGGGCAGCCUGCGCAAGGACAGCCGCCUCCGCAACCCGCACCUGCGCGCCAGCUACGCGCCUGAUGGUUUCUCAUACGGUGGCUCUAUUGGAGAGCUGAGGUCUACCUGUAUUGAGGACUUUCCUCCUGCGUUUGACUUUGACUCCUACGUGGAGACGCUCUCACAGGUCAACGCCAUGUACCCAGACUCACCGCCAUGUUAUGACGAAUGUGUGGGCCCCGGUGCCACUCAGAUAUACGUCCCCACAGACGACCCUCCACCCUACUCUGUGACGGACCCCUGCCAGGGCAGAGGGGACGAGGGGACCCUACAGCGCCAAGGGGGAGGCGGAGCGUCCUGGGUGGCAGCGGGUGGGGCUUCCCACAACCCCACUGACGGACUGUACCAGCAGCAGCCAAUCGCGUCCAUCUCCCUGACGGCCCUGCCAAUGGAGGAGGCCCCUCCAUAUGAGGCAGUGGUGGGAGGGGGCGGGACCGGCCAAACCAACCAGCCAAUCCCGCUCAUCCCCAUGGAUCUGCUGAAGCACUCUGGGGAGGAGAGCAGAGACAGCCCGCAGCACACGCCCGCCUCCCACAGAAUCCUCUAG
Molecule: messenger RNA, 999 nt
Organism: Engraulis encrasicolus (European anchovy)
Lineage: Eukaryota; Metazoa; Chordata; Actinopteri; Clupeiformes; Engraulidae
Gene: bean1
Product: brain expressed, associated with NEDD4, 1
Exons: 7
Coding region: 1-999 (332 amino acids)
Source: RefSeq, a predicted model, not a curated record